Physella acuta is the source of this 2654-nucleotide messenger RNA. RefSeq names its product ankyrin repeat domain-containing protein 50-like. Gene Ontology annotation, molecular function: protein binding. Lineage: Eukaryota; Metazoa; Mollusca; Gastropoda; Physidae. The record is from RefSeq and is a predicted model, not a curated record.
CGCAGGUGGGUUAUCCUGGUAGUCCCGCUAGUGAUCUUCAUUCCACUUUGUUGCUGUGUUGUUUGCUUCAAAAAGAUAAGAGUUGGUGUGUUCUUUCAAUCGCCUCAUAGACUGGUUAGAGAUCUUCGAUCUACGUUGUUGAUGUGUUGAUUUCGUCAAAAAGUACCAGAGAACGCUGGUUUGUAUCACCUCCAUAGGCUGGUUGUCUGGCUGCUGGUUCUACUUAAAACAGGUCAAGUAAAACGAUGCUAAAGCAAAUGAAAACCAAGAUGAACAAAAAUAAGCUGAAGGAUUUUGUAAAGAGAAAACGUUCUGACUUAGUCAAGAAAGAAAGUAGCGUUAAUAUUAAACAUCUAUUUUCAACAUUAGACAUUGAUAUAAACUGUAGAAACUCAGAUGGGAUGGCCCCUUUACAUGUUUAUGCAGAGACGAACAACAUACCUUUAGGGGCACUUUUGAUAAGUGAAGGAGUAGAUAUUAAUGUCAUAGCAACAGGGCCUAUUAACUCAGGAAUGGCACCACUACAUUUAAGCGCUAUAAGAGGCCAUAAACAUUUUGUUCAACUUUUGUUGAAAUAUAAAGCAAAUAUCAAUGUGCAGGAUAAUUUUCGACAUAAAACAGCUUUACAUUUCUGUGUUAAUUUUGAACAUGUAGAAAUAGCUCAUAUUUUGUUGGAUGCAGGCGCUGAUGUUAACCUGCGAGACGGGAAAGGUGAGACAGCUUUACAUAUUGCUGCUAGGAAUGGAAGUGAGAAACUCGUCAAGUUGCUUUUAGAAAGAGGUGCGGAUAUCAAUAACACUGACCAUCUUGGUAAAACGGCGUUACAUUGCUCGGCAGGUUGUGCUGAAAACAACAUGAUCAUGUUAUUACUGGAAGCUGGUGCCUCGGCAAACAUCAGAGACAAUGGUGGUCGAACAGCUUUACUAAAUGCUACCAUGUACGGGUUUACAGAAAAAAUUAUGACGCUACUAAAAUUUACAGACGAUCUUGACGCUGGUGACGAGAAUAACAUUACAGCUUUACACUACAGCUCCCAGCAUGGACUUACAGAAGUCGUGAAGGCGUUACUGGAAGCCGGGGCCAAUGUUGACUCGAGGAGCAGGUUCGGGACAACCCCAUUGUGGUGCAGUCUAUUGAGUAAAAACAUUGACGUCAUGAAAGAGCUUAUCGAACAUGGCGCUAACCUUGGCAUUGAAGACGAUUCAGGUCAUACAGCCUUGGAUGAAGCCAUUAUGUAUUCAAAAGAUGAAGCGAUUGCAGUUCUAAGACAACAUGGCGCUAAGUCUUCAAAAGAAAAUAAAGUAAAAAUGGAGGCAGCUUUGGACUCUUCGAAAAGUAAAAUGGAGUUUGAAAACGUGAUAGCUCUAGCUGGUACAUCAUUUGCAAGUGGUAAUACUACCCAAAGCAUUGAUACUGCACCAUCUAUGAAUACAACACCAAAAGCUUCUUCCACUACUCCACAUGCAAGUGAUAAUACUAUGGAUACAAUACCAACAGCUUGUUUUAUUACACCAGUUUCAAGUGUUGAAGCUACAUUAAAUAAUGUUCAAAGUGUUAAUUCUACCACAACUACUGAAACUUCACCAUAUUUGUAUACAACACCAACAAUGUGUACCACAACAACAGCAGUUGCUACUACUAAAACCACACAGCUAAUCACCACCUCCACAACUACAACAACAACCCUUACCGAAACUACACAAUUAAAGAAGUACCGUAAGUCAACAAAUAAAAUGUAUAAAAGCCUUCAAACACACAACUUAAAACAAAUACAUCGAAAACACACCUUAAAACAAACAAAACUUGACAAGUUUGAAAAGAAUCGUCAGACAUUCCCUGAAAAACAUGAGAAGAUGUUGGAUUACUCGAACUAUGGUCAAACUGAUUCACUCCGACUUAGUCAAACAAAAGAUUUGAUGAUCGAACAAGAAAAGACCAGCAUCGAAAGCACCACCAAAAACAGAAGGAAAAAGAACAAAAAGAAAAUUGUUGGUAAAAUGAUUACACCCCGCUCUACUGAAGACAUAAAUAAUAAAAUAAAGCGUCUGAAAAACAAAUAUUCUAUUAUGAAAACUAAGCCCGGCGGAUAUAAAUGUAUAUCAAGUGGUUCAGCCGAUGCUUUAAAAUGUCGCAGAAAAAAUAACAGAAAACGGAAGCGAACAAGCAAUUAUCAAUUUCAACAUCAAAAUCGCAUGAAAACCAUUUGUUUCUAUUACAUAAGAAAGUAUUUCUGGAAAUACAAAUCAAAUGCUAAGAAGAGGAUAAAAGAAAAAUACAAUUUUGAUAUGAACCUUGAAGUGAACAGUUUUACAAAAAUCAACACAUUUGAUGAGAGCUACAUCGGGGUUGGUACAGUAACGAGCAGGGCUCAAACUAAAGCAGCGAAUCGGGAGGACGGGUCUUUUUCUAAACUUGACGUGAAGCGAGCACUAAACUACGCUCUAAAUACAGGAAAGAUAAGAAAGUUAAGAAAACAAAAUGUUGGAAGAGAGAGAAAGCCACCAAUAAAUGUCUUCCUAAAUUUUAUACGAGACUGCAACGAGGUAAAUAUAGAGAAUGGAGAAUACGUUUUGAUAAACAGCAUCAUCGGUGACGACAGAAAAGAGGAACAAGUCUCAAAAGGCGUUUGAUAGAACCCACCUAUGUUAGAUUGG